AUGGCCAUAACAUCUCGUUUCCAGUCGCACGGCGGCUCGGACAUUACGAAGGAUAACAACGCAGCCACCACAAAUCACGCCGAAGAAGUCCCGACAAAGCCAGUCUUCACUAGCGGGAAAGACGGUGAUGUUGCUCAGGCCUUGUUCAGUAGCCCGGAAGAGCUUCAUGAGGAGGUUGAUCCGGCCGAGGCACGAAGGGUGCUCUGGAAGAUCGAUUUGAUGAUUCUGCCGUACUUGGCGGUUUGUUAUGCGUUCUUCUAUAUUGAUAAGACUACGCUCAGUUACGCGGCCAUCUUUGGGAUCAACGAGGAUCUGAACCUUCAUGGAACACAAUAUAGCUGGCUUAGUAGUAUUUUCUACUUUGGUUUCUUGGUUUGGGCAUUGCCUACUAAUCUCAUGCUGCAACGGUUUCCAAUUGGUACGAAAGUAUCUCGGCAUCAAUAUCUUCAUGUGCUAAGAAUCAGGGGCGUUUUUCUCAUCAUCCAAGCGGCAUGCCAUAACUUCACCACUCUCGCCGUCCUCCGAGCCCUAGGUGGUGCUGCCGAAGCCUGCGCAGACCCUGCAUUCAUGCUAAUCACGAGCAUGUGGUACACACGGCGCGAACAGCCAGUGCGUAUGGGGCUUUGGUAUACAGCCAACGGCUUUGGCAUUGCUCUCGGCGGCCUGUUGGGUUACGGGAUUGGUAAUAUUAAGGGUGCGCUUCCGUCAUGGAAGUACGAGUUCAUCGUGAUUGGCGCUCUUUGCUCAGCCUGGGGCAUUGUCAUGUUCAUUUUCCUUCCCGACUCCCCGGUCAAUGCGCCAGGCUUGACACAACGAGAACGUCGGAUUGCCGUUGAACGACUACGGGAAAACCAAACCGGUAUCGAGAACAAGCACCUAAAGCCACAGCAGGUCCUUGAGGCAUUCACCGACUACAAGAUGUACUUCUUCUUCGUGCUGGGCUGUGUCUGCAACAUCCCCAACGGCGGUAUCUCCAACUUCGGGACAAUCAUUAUCAAAGGCUUCGGAUUCUCGACUCUCGUUACGACUCUGAUGCAGAUUCCCUACGGCGUCCUAAUCGCACUCUCAAUCCUAGCGUGCGUCUACCUGAACGACCGCUUUGAAAAUCGCCGAUGCGUAUUCAUUUUGCUAUUCCUGAUCCCCAAUCUAGCGGGAGCAUUCGGGCUGCGCUUCGUUCCCGAGAGCGAACAAAUCGGCCGGCUGAUCUGCUAUUAUCUCACAGGGCCGUAUAAUGCGGCUUUUGUGUUGAUUCUUAGUAUGCAGACCGCUAACACUGCCGGACAUACAAAGAAAGUUGUCACAAACGCAGUCCUUUUCCUGGGUUACUGCACUGGGAAUAUUGCGGGGCCGUUCUUUUACCUUGAGAGUCAAAAACCGACCUACUCACUCGGCAUAUGGUCCAUGAUCGUUUCGCAUCUCAUCGAAGCUGUCCUAAUCAGUACACUGGGCUUGCUCCUCCGCUGGGAGAACAAGAAGCGCGAUCGGAUUCAGAGCCAGAUGGAGGGUGGCUUGGAGGGACGGGACCUUGGAGCCACAGCGUUCUUGGAUUUGACGGAUCGUGAGAAUCUGAAUUUCCGAUACAUAUAUUAGAGCAUUGGGUAUGUGUGGAUUUUGGGGACGGGUUAUAUCCUGGGACUGAGGGGAAGUGGAACGGGACAGUUUGUCUUGUUCACUACUUCCGCAAAUUGCUUUUGACAAGGUACAAUAGUAUGGGUUAUCGAGGUGAAUAUGAGCAGGUGUAAUGAAUGAAUGGGUCAUUGGAUUUCAAGGAUGUGUAUCAUCCACAAUAGAGGGAUAUAUAACACACAAUGAAGGCCACUGGAAGCAGCAGCUCAAGCUCAAUGCUAUUCUAAGGA
This is a messenger RNA of Aspergillus nidulans FGSC A4, 1856 nucleotides long. Its product is annotated as putative MFS allantoate transporter. Gene Ontology annotation, cellular component: membrane. The transcript is spliced from 11 exons. The coding region runs from base 1 to 1590 and encodes 529 amino acids. The record is from RefSeq and is a predicted model, not a curated record. NCBI's taxonomy places the organism in Eukaryota, Fungi, Ascomycota, Eurotiomycetes, Eurotiales, Aspergillaceae. Gene Ontology annotation, biological process: transmembrane transport. Gene Ontology annotation, molecular function: transmembrane transporter activity.